CAUUUCAUUUCAACCAAUCUCAUCGACAGUUCCAAUUAUUUUCACCGGAAACACUACCAACGGAAUCAAAAUCUCAGACGUUAAUUUUCUUUUCCGAUGGGUGAGAUGAAGAUGGAGGACAUGCCGUUACCGGCGCUGUUUGAACAAGCAAGGAAGAUCCACGCAACCGCCACUGAGUCCGGUGCUGACCAAGAGCUUGUGAAAAAGGGAUGUGAGGCUCUGAAUAAAUGCGAAAACAUGGUUAAUAGGCUUGGUUUGUUCUCUGCUAAUGAAACCAAAGAGGAUAUCAGCACAACCGAUCUCAAGUACAUCCUGGUGCCAUACUAUCUUGCUGAGUUGACCGAGAAAAUAGCACAUGAUGACAGGAUACCGAUUCUAAAGGCUUCCCAGGCAAAACUGAAGGAAUUUAUCUCAUUUUGUGAGGCGAUGGAGCUGGUCCCAAAAGAGGAGUUAGAAUCUUAUAUGCAAGGGGUACCAAAAGCUGUUGCUGAUCAGAGGGCCAAAAAGAUAGCUAGAUUUAAACGACAAAAAGCUGCAGAAUCGAAGUUGUUAGAAAUAAACGAGCGGAAGGAACGGCGUGGACGUUCUACUAAAGCAGCUGCCCUGUCCACCCCUGUUGAGGCAGGAGAGGAAGAACAAUUGGAUGAUGACGGAGAAGAAGAAAGAGAGGCUUGGAAUACUAGCAUAUCUUUGGCAAUCUGUAAGGCAUUUGAUCUUCUGGAAAUGAUUAAGAAAGAGGAGGAGAUGCUUUCUGCUGUAAAGGAUAGACAAUCCAAGGAGGAUGGGAAUCAGGAAUUUUCUAAGGAUAUUAUGGAUGAACGUGCCAAAAAAGCAGAAGCUUGGCAUCGCAAUGCUGCAGUUCGUGCACAGUAUACGAAGCCAUCUCCACCAAUCACAUGUGCUACCUUCGCUCAAGAUGUUCUGGAAGGAAGAGCACAAGCCUCACAAGCACACGAACACAAACACCAACCACUGAUAUUUGGGCCACAAAGUCUUGUGAAUGGAAGUUUUACAAAUGAGAGAGCAAGAAUGGCAGCUCAGGUCUUCCAACCCAGUCAUAGGAUGCCCACUAUGAGCAUUGAGGAAGCAGGACUAAAAGAAAUGGAAAUUAUGAAUACAUGGCAAGAGAACACUGCCAGAUUCAUUGAAGAAGCCAAUUCAUCUUGGCACAAUGAUAGGAAGUUUAAGCCAGGUGAAGAGGAGGAGGAUGAAGACGAUGAUGCUGCACAGGAUAGAGCCAGAGCUUUGGAUGAUUGGAAGGAUGAUAAUCCGCGGGGUGCAGGAAAUUCGAAGCUUACCCCUUGUGGAUAAUUGAAUCUAUUCUUCCGAGGUCGAAGAAUAAUGAGCAAGGGAUGAAUCUAUGAUUGUCACGAAAUCUCACUAUUUAUAUAGUUGAUUUGCUCCUAGUUUGUGUUAAAGAUUUUGUAUACCUGGAUAUUCAUCUGACAACAUGUGUAUAUUUUUUGAGUGCAGCGUAGGGUCACACCUCAUCUCCCCUUUCUUUUAUUCUAUGUUUUUCAUCUUCACAUGGACUUGUAACCAGUUUGUUUAAUUUGCCAUAUAGUUCAACCAGUUU
This is a messenger RNA of Medicago truncatula (barrel medic), 1576 nucleotides long. RefSeq names its product PP2A regulatory subunit TAP46. The transcript is spliced from 9 exons. The record is from RefSeq and is a predicted model, not a curated record. NCBI's taxonomy places the organism in Eukaryota, Viridiplantae, Streptophyta, Magnoliopsida, Fabales, Fabaceae. Gene Ontology annotation, molecular function: protein phosphatase 2A binding. The coding region runs from base 97 to 1311 and encodes 404 amino acids. Gene Ontology annotation, cellular component: cytosol. Gene Ontology annotation, biological process: regulation of dephosphorylation; regulation of signal transduction.